AUGGACCAAGCUUCUGGAUAUGUGCCCAGCGAUCAGCUCACCCAGGCUGGGACAGAGCGCAAGCGAACUAGGCGCGCCUCUCUUGAGGAAGAGUCGACUGAAAGCAAUACCGUCAUCAGCAUACCGCCAAGCACUACACCCCUCACGAGUACGGAACGUACUAGAAGUGAUGGGAGAACGCCCAGUUGUGAUCCGAAUCUGGAUAUUAGCAAGGAACUCGGAUGCGAGCGCUCCAUAACCAAGCCUUACAUCGAUGCCUAUUUCGAGCAUAUCGCCCCAAGACCCGAAAAUGGAUUCAUUCACCGUGCCAUCUUCCUACGGGCCUGGACGAGCGGGGCAGUUGACCCGACGCUACUAAAAGCAAUCUGUAGUGCCUCAGCAGCAUUUGUGUCUACAGAGACCGCCAUUCUAGAACAGGCAGAGCAGUGGCGCACCGAGGCCGAAGCAUACGUGUGGGCGAAUAUUGGACGACCAUCCAUAACUGUCCUUCAAAUUCUUGUCCUAGUAAUCUCCCAAAACUGCGCCUUGUUCCGAUUUUUGACGUUACAGCCGCUUCUCGGUAUUGCGUCCAAGAUGGCUUACAUGCUUCGUCUGAAUCAUGAAAAUAACAUGUUGUCUACCACAGCCCGUGAGAUUCGACGGCGGAUUAUGUGGUCUAUAUUCUUUUUUGACAGGAAGCUUGCCGCUGGACAGUCUGAUUUGUCUACCUGUCCUGUCAAAUCGAUGCAUAUACAGUUACCGGUUGAUGAGAAGGGAUUUGAUCUAGCAAUAGCCGGAAAGACGGGUAGGUUGAUUCCUGGGCCUGGUGACGAAAAUCACUCUGCACAUAUGGGCACCAGAGCAUAUUUCUGCAGACUUUCUCAUAUCCGCCAUGAGAUCCUCCAAUACACUAGAAAAGUGAUCGCAGAAGGUUCUAGCGCGCAUGAUUCCCGAAGUGAGCUCUUUCAACUAGAACACGAUCUGCAAGAUCUGCGCAGCUCUCUAUCAGAAUCAUUGGCGCUCAACGAAAGCAACCUCUACCUCCGUGCCUACUCUUCUCACAUGCAGCGGUUCAUGCUCCCCGGAAUCCGUGAAUCCCUCCCCGAUGAGGCUCUCAAGGCGACAAUACCAGACUACGCGCUAUACUGUCAGAUCCGAGUCGUUGAGCAUGCAAAGGCUCUCGUACAACUCUUUCAAAUGGUGCAGAAAGUUGGUGAUCAGACGCCGCUGGAUCCUGGAAUCAGUGUUUGCGUAUUUCAGUGCACAAGGAUUAUCAUUCGAGCCUAUCAGAUUGGUCUUCUCGGCAGCAAUGAGGAUGGCACAGUGAGCCAGUUCGCAAAUCAGAUCUACAAGGAGAUAAAAAGUCUCAUCGACAAGGCUACUGCCCAUGCAGCAGACUACAACCCUAAUGUCAGAACAAGAGAAACACCAAACGAGGAUCGGCUACGCGAUCACAAUAUACUCGACAUUCUUGCUCGCAUUCGAAAUCGUGAUAUAGAAAGAGGAGAGGAAGUUUUGCAAUGCUACCCGGCAAGCCCAACGGCGACUACACCCGCAGAAAUAGGAAGUGCAAUGGAAGAGGAAUCGUGCGACACUGAAAACGUGCACGCCGAUGGAGUUUCAGGAGAAACAAGCCUAGAGGAAACUCUCUGGGAUUUAGGAUUCGAGCCCCAGCAGAUGCUGGAUCCGUUUACGGCUGUCUUUGAUGAUUUCGGGGGACCAAGAGUGAAUUUCCUGUCCCCCGAUCUCAACCAGUUAUAA
Penicillium arizonense is the source of this 1740-nucleotide messenger RNA. RefSeq names its product fungal specific transcription factor domain-containing protein. The coding region runs from base 1 to 1740 and encodes 579 amino acids. The transcript has 6 exons. Gene Ontology annotation, biological process: DNA-templated transcription. Lineage: Eukaryota; Fungi; Ascomycota; Eurotiomycetes; Eurotiales; Aspergillaceae. Gene Ontology annotation, molecular function: DNA binding; zinc ion binding. The record is from RefSeq and is a predicted model, not a curated record. Gene Ontology annotation, cellular component: nucleus.